CCAUAAACAACCUUUUCCCACCACCAUUAUCUACCAUCGAUAUAGCUUCCAACGUCAACAUGAAGAUCUAUCUCAACAUCUUGGUGGUCCUCUGUACGAUCGCCGUCUUCACCUCGGCGGCUCCGACCGCCUUCGGCCCCUCCAGCGGCACCACCUCUGCGGUUCCGUCCACCUUCGACCCUUCCGGCGGCAUCACCUCCAAGACCGACGAGACGAGAAUCAAUCUGGUCAACAGCCCUCGCUUCAAGAUCCGGGACGACGACGCCAUUAAUACUCCAUCCAACGAUACCGACGACCCCUUCCAGGGACCCGAGGCCCAGCAGCUUACCUGCAAGACCUCGUGGGCCUCCCCGACUUAUUCCAAGUGCACCAUGCUGGCGAAGUACAAGGGAGGCAAUGUCUCGCUGUGUGGCAAGUCCAAUAACAGCAUGAAAUGUGACCCCGUUAUCUCGAUGGUCAAGAUGGUUAGGAUGGGUUGUGGAAACGAUGUGAUGGGUAGGGCCGGAGGCAGCUGGGAGUGGUGGCUCAAGGAUCUGAGCCUUAUGGUUCAUUAG
Tricharina praecox is the source of this 554-nucleotide messenger RNA. RefSeq lists its product as uncharacterized. Bases 60 to 554 code for a protein of 164 amino acids. The transcript is spliced from 2 exons. Lineage: Eukaryota; Fungi; Ascomycota; Pezizomycetes; Pezizales; Pyronemataceae. The record is from RefSeq and is a predicted model, not a curated record.